UUGUGAGGGCGGGGAUAGUUUUUCUCAUGCGAGUUGGAGUAUUCUGCAAUUUUCCUUCUCUUUUGUCUUUUUCCGCUGGAAUUAAACGGGACCCUGUCUUCUUCCAUCCUCACUUCGUUGUGGUGGGGUCGUUGCUUUUUGAAUGAUUGAUCAAAUUACUAAAACUUAAGAGAGCCUUUUGACACUGCGUAUUGAAGCAGCAUUUGAUGUUUGAGCCAUUGUUAAUGCUUCAUACAUCUUAAAUUCAGAACAAUGGUACACAGUGCCUACGAUUCUUUCGAGCUCCUGAGCAGAUGCCCAACGAAGAUCGAUGCAAUUGAAUCCUAUGGCUCGAAGCUUUUGGUUGGGUGUUCGGACGGUUCCCUUCGGAUCUACGGCCCAGAGUCGUCCGUCUCAGAGCGAUCAGAUUACCUCGGGCAAUCACAAGAGCUGCGAAGGGAAUGCUACUUAUUGGAGAGAACAGUGACAGGGUUUUCAAAGAAGGGCUUGUUAUCAAUGGAGGUAUUGGCAUCAAGAGAGCUCCUCUUAUCGCUCUCUGAGUCCAUCGCUUUUCACAGACUGCCUAAUUUGGAGACCUUGGCAGUCAUCACCAAAGCUAAAGGUGCCAAUGUCUAUUCAUGGGAUGAUAGGAGAGGUUUCUUAUGUUUCGCUAGGCAAAAGCGAGUCAGUAUUUUCAGACAUGAUGGGGGAAGAGGAUUUGUAGAGGUGAAGGAUUUUGGCGUUCCGGAUACGGUGAAGUCAAUGUCAUGGUGUGGUGAAAAUAUAUGUUUAGGGAUUAGAAAGGAAUAUAUGAUACUAAAUGCUACUAAUGGUGCAUUGACUGAAGUGUUUCCUUCUGGGAGACUAGCCCCUCCUUUGGUCGUCUCUCUACCUUCUGGGGAGCUUCUUCUUGGAAAGGAGAAUAUUGGGGUCUUUGUGGACCAAAACGGCAAGCUUCUUCAAGCGGAGAGGAUUUGUUGGUCAGAGGCCCCUUCUGUUGUUGUCAUUCAGAAACCAUAUGCAAUAGCGCUGCUCCCAAGACGUGUGGAGAUACGAUCUCUCCGAGUUCCAUAUCCAUUAAUUCAGACCAUUGUGCUUCAAAAUGUUCGUCAUCUUAUUCAAAGCAAUAAUUCAGUAAUUGUUGCACUAGACAAUUCUGUAUAUGGCCUCUUCCCUGUUCCUCUUGGUGCACAGAUCGUCCAGUUAACAGCAUCUGGAGAUUUCGAGGAAGCUUUGGCCUUAUGUAAGCUGCUUCCACCCGAAGAUGCCAGUCUUCGAGCAGCAAAGGAGGGUUCAAUUCAUAUAAGAUAUGCUCACUAUCUUUUUGAUAAUGGGAGCUAUGAGGAGGCUAUGGAACACUUUUUAGCAUCCCAAGUGGAUAUCACCUACGUGCUAUCUCUGUAUCCAUCCAUUGUUCUUCCCAAAACAUCUAUGGUUCCUGAACCAGAAAAGCUAAUGGAUAUUACUUCAGAUGCCCCAUAUCUCUCAAGGGGUUCAUCUGGAGUGUCAGAUGAUACAGAAUUGUCACCUCCAUUGCAGUCGAUUGAGUUUGAUGAACGUGCUGCCCUGGAAUCGAAGAAAAUGAGUCAUAAUACACUUAUGGCUCUCAUUAAGUUCUUGCAGAAGAAGAGAUACAGUAUAAUUGAGAAGGCCACCGCUGAGGGGACAGAAGAAGUUGUUUUAGAUGCUGUUGGGGAUAGUUUUGGUCCUUAUGACUCCAGUAGGUUUAAGAAAUCCAACAAGGGACGUGGUAACAUUUCCAUUAACUCAGGCGCUAGGGAAAUGGCAGCAAUAUUGGAUACAGCACUACUUCAAGCUCUUCUUCUUACUGGACAGUCUUCAGCAGCUUUAGAAUUACUCAAAGGUGUUAACUAUUGUGACCUAAAGAUAUGUGAGGAGAUUCUUCAAAAAGGAAAUCAUCAUGCUGCUUUAUUGGAACUUUACAAAUGCAACUCCAUGCACCGUGAAGCUCUUAAACUUUUGCAUCAAUUAGUUGAAGAGUCAAAAACUCAAGCUGAAAUUAUCUCAAAGUUCAAGCCUGAAUCAAUUAUAGAUUAUCUCAAGCCUCUCUGUGGGACAGACCCCAUGCUCGUCCUGGAGUUCUCAAUGCUUGUUCUAGAAAGCUGUCCAACGCAAACUAUUGAGCUUUUUUUGUCCGGGAAUAUUCCUGCAGACCUUGUUAACUCUUAUUUGAAGCAGCAUGCUCCAAGCAUGCAGGGGAGGUAUUUAGAACUCAUGCUAGCGAUGAAUGAAAAUGGGAUCUCUGGCAACUUGCAGAAUGAAAUGGUACAAAUCUAUCUAUCAGAAGUACUUGAUUGGCAUGCUGACCUGAUUGCUCAACAGAAAUGGGAUGAGAAGGAUUAUUCCCCAACAAGGAAGAAAUUAUUGUCUGCAUUGGAAAGUAUCUCAGGCUAUAACCCAGAGGCUUUGUUGAAACGUCUUCCAGCAGAUGCAUUAUAUGAAGAGCGUGCAACUUUGCUGGGGAAAAUGAACCAACAUCAGCUUGCCUUAUCUCUCUAUGUUCAUAAGCUUCAUGUUCCUGAACUGGCACUGUGCUAUUGCGAUCGGGUUUAUGAGUCUCCAGCGAAUCAAGUAUCUGCAAAAUCCUCUGCCAAUAUAUACCUCACACUUCUGCAAAUUUAUUUGAAUCCACAAAAAACGAUCAAAAACUUUGAAAAGAGAAUUAUAAAUAUAGUAUCCUCUCAGAAUAUAAGUAUUCCUAAGGUCAGCUCUGGGGCUUCAGUUAAAUCUAAAGGAGGUCGUGGAGCAAAGAAAAUUGCUGCAAUAGAGGGUGCAGAGGAUAUGCGCGUAAGUCUUGGUAGCACUGACAGUGGCAGAAGUGAUGGUGAUGCAGAUGAAUUUAGUGAGGAAGGAGGUUCUAUGAUUAUGCUUGAUGAGGUCCUUGACCUUUUGAGCAGAAGGUGGGAUAGAAUCAAUGGAGCUCAGGCCCUCAAACUUUUGCCAAAGGAAACAAAAUUGCAGAACUUGCUUCCUUUUCUUGGACCUCUCAUGAGAAAAUCCAGUGAAGCAUACAGGAAUCUCUCAGUUAUCAAGAGCUUGAGGCAGAGUGAGAACCUACAGGUGAAAGAUGAGCUGUACAACCACAGGAAGACAGUUGUGAAGAUCACCAGUGAUAGUAUGUGCUCUCUUUGUAACAAGAAAAUUGGAACGAGUGUUUUUGCUGUUUAUCCCAAUCGGAAAACACUUGUCCACUUUGUUUGCUUCAAGGAUUCUCAGAGUAUGAAAGCUGUGGUCAAGGGGUCACCACUGAGAAAGCGAUGACAAGCAGUAAAAAGGAAUUUUCUAGUCGCCCAAGGUUAAGCUGUGGAGAUGGUCGCCAAGGGUUAUGUUUGAUCCUUGUGAGAAAACAUGCUUGCUUGUUGCCACUUAUCUAUGUUAUGCUAGUUGAAAAAUGUAGUUGUUGGCAUUCCAAGAAUGAUGGGUUUAUCUGUGAUUUCUGCUGAUUCUGAAGAGGAUCACUUUAUACUGGUUUGUAGAUAGUGAUGGAUGCAAGCAGGCUUGCAUUCUGAAAAGGCUUGUGAUUCAUUUUUAAGGUUGUCUGAAAGUUGCUUCUGUUGUAAAAUCGUUAAAGGGCCAAAAAAAGAAAAAAACAGAUUAAUGUAACAGUACAGAUUUGAGAUUUCUAGUUGCGUCAAUGUAGGAUUCUUUGUUUGAUCA
Molecule: messenger RNA, 3657 nt
Organism: Ricinus communis (castor bean)
Lineage: Eukaryota; Viridiplantae; Streptophyta; Magnoliopsida; Malpighiales; Euphorbiaceae
Product: vacuolar sorting protein 39
Exons: 12
Coding region: 253-3261 (1002 amino acids)
Biological process (GO): autophagy; endosomal vesicle fusion; vesicle-mediated transport
Cellular component (GO): membrane; cytoplasm
Source: RefSeq, a predicted model, not a curated record